Vigna radiata var. radiata (mung bean) is the source of this 4265-nucleotide messenger RNA. RefSeq names its product 2-oxoglutarate dehydrogenase, mitochondrial. Gene Ontology annotation, molecular function: oxoglutarate dehydrogenase (succinyl-transferring) activity; thiamine pyrophosphate binding. Gene Ontology annotation, cellular component: mitochondrion; oxoglutarate dehydrogenase complex. The coding region runs from base 533 to 3184 and encodes 883 amino acids. Lineage: Eukaryota; Viridiplantae; Streptophyta; Magnoliopsida; Fabales; Fabaceae. Gene Ontology annotation, biological process: tricarboxylic acid cycle. The record is from RefSeq and is a predicted model, not a curated record. The transcript has 9 exons.
AGCAUGUUCUGGAAACAAACAGCUAAUUUUCCAUUAAUUUAAAACUUCAAACUCAUUCACAACCACCAUUAAACCAUGUCCACUGUUCAUCUCAAUCUCUCUGUCUCUCUCCCUUUAACUCUGAUAUCAUCUUCUUUUCUCUUUCCAUUGCAAUAACUCAUUCUCAGUAGUGAGAUUUUGGUUUUAUAUUAUCAGUGCUGGUAUUGUCUGUGAUUUUAUUACAUAUGUCUAGGAAGGCGCAUUCCUCAAUCUCAGGACAGAAAUUUCAGAACACUGAGUGAGUGAUUGCUUUGCUGCCACGCCUGUGGAAUAUCUGUUUGACAUCAUUAGUUCUUUCUUGUCAUUCUCUUAUUGAACUAGUGUAUUUUUUUGGUUAGUUUGGUAAUUGAUAGGAAAGGGUGAUGCAUGAAAACUUAGGGUAGUAUUUGAGGAGAUACUGUUAUUGGUGAUAGAUAUUCUUGGUUGAUUGUUCAGAGGGUGUGUGUGUGUGUGAGAGAGAGAGAGAGAGAGAGAGAGAGAGAGAGAGAGAGUUAUGGCAUGGCUUAGAGUUGCUUCCAGCAUAGCAAAGCAUGAUGCCGUUAGGAGAAAUCUCUAUGGAGGUGGAGCACUGUAUUGUGGGAAAAGGGCAACCACAGUUGUUCCAUCAACAAGUAGAAUUAGAAACUUCCACAGCACAGUUUUCAAAUCCAGAGAGCAAACAGCUCCUGUGCCUCGCCCAGUGCCCCUUUCUAAGCUAACAGACAACUUCUUGGAUGGGACAAGUAGUGUCUAUUUAGAGGAGCUUCAAAGGGCUUGGGAAGCUGAUCCAAACAGUGUUGAUGAGUCCUGGGACAAUUUCUUCAGGAACUUUGUGGGUCAGGCCUCCACCUCCCCUGGAAUUUCUGGACAAACAAUUCAGGAGAGUAUGCAAUUGCUGUUGCUGGUGAGAGCAUACCAGGUUAAUGGCCACAUGAAAGCCAAGCUAGACCCUUUGGGUCUGGAAGAACGAAAAGUCCCUGAUGAGUUAGACCUUGCCUUUUAUGGAUUCACCGAGGCUGAUCUCGACAGGGAAUUCUUUCUGGGGGUGUGGAAGAUGUCUGGGUUUUUGUCUGAGAAUCGUCCUGUGCAGACUCUCAGGUCCAUUUUGACACGGCUUGAGCAAGCCUACUGUGGAAGCAUUGGGUAUGAGUACAUGCACAUACCGGAUCGUGAGAAGUGUAAUUGGCUUAGGGACAGAAUUGAGACCCUUACACCUACACAGUAUAAUCGGGAGCGUCGCGAGGUUAUUUUUGACAGGCUUGCCUGGAGUACACUUUUUGAAAAUUUCUUGGCCACCAAGUGGACAUCUGCAAAGAGGUUUGGGCUUGAAGGGGGAGAGAGUAUUAUUCCUGGUAUGAAAGAAAUGUUUGAUCGUGCAUCUGAUCUUGGGGUUGAGAGUAUUGUUAUGGGAAUGGCACAUAGGGGAAGAUUGAAUGUUUUGGGUAAUGUAGUUCGGAAGCCCCUUCGUCAGAUUUUCUGUGAGUUUAGUGGUGGUCAGCCUGCGGAUGAAGCUGGACUCUACACAGGAACUGGUGAUGUUAAAUGGCGCCAAACUUUUCAUUCGGAUGUGGUUGUUGACUUGGUUUGUUACCGUCGAUUUGGCCACAACGAGAUUGAUGAACCAUCUUUCACACAGCCUAAAAUGUAUAAGGUCAUCCGAAACCAUCCAUCAGCUCUUGAGAUAUACCAGAAAAAGCUUUUGGAAUCUGGGGAGCUGACACGAGAAGACAUUGAUAAGAUACAUAAAAAGGUGACAUCAAUUCUAAAUGAUGAAUUUUUGGCUAGCAAAGAUUAUGUUCCAAAAAGAAGAGAUUGGCUUUCAGCAUAUUGGUCUGGUUUCAAGUCACCCGAACAAAUUUCACGCAUCCGGAACACUGGGGUGAAACCAGAGAUCUUGAAAAAUGUAGGGAAAGCAAUCACGCUGUUACCUGAAAAUUUUAAUCCUCAUAAAGCGGUGAAGAGAAUUUAUGAACAGCGUUCCCAAAUGGUUGAAACUGGGGAAGAUAUUGACUGGGGAUUUGCUGAGGCUCUUGCUUUUGCAACAUUGAUUGUUGAAGGAAACCAUGUUCGCUUAAGUGGUCAGGACGUUGAAAGGGGAACAUUUAGUCAUCGCCAUGCUGUAGUUCAUGAUCAGACAACUGGAGAGAGAUAUUGCCCCCUUGACCAUGUGAUAAUGAAUCAAAAUGAAGAGAUGUUUACUGUCAGUAAUAGCUCACUUUCUGAGUUUGGUGUUCUUGGAUUUGAAUUGGGUUACUCAAUGGAAAAUCCUAAUUCAUUGGUGAUCUGGGAGGCUCAGUUUGGUGAUUUUGCUAAUGGGGCUCAAGUUAUAUUUGACAAUUUCUUGAGUUCUGGUGAGUCUAAGUGGCUGCGUCAGACUGGGCUUGUUGUGUUACUUCCUCACGGUUAUGAUGGGCAGGGACCUGAGCAUUCAAGUGGAAGACUGGAACGCUUCCUUCAGAUGGCUGAUGACCAUCCUUAUACUAUUCCUGAGAUGGAUCCUACUCUUCGGAAACAAAUUCAGGAGUGUAAUUGGCAGAUUGUGAAUGUUACAACUCCUGCAAAUUUUUUCCAUGUUUUACGCCGGCAGAUACACAGGGAAUUCCGUAAACCUCUUAUAGUAAUGUCCCCUAAGAACCUGCUUCGUAGUAAGGUUUGCAGAUCAAACUUAUCUGAGUUUGAUGAUGUUCAAGGACAUCCCGGUUUUGACAAACAGGGAACCAGAUUUAAGCGCCUCAUAAAAGACCAAAAUAAUCACUCAGACGUUGAAGGGGGUAUAAGACGUUUAGUACUUUGCUCUGGAAAGGUUUACUAUGAACUUGACGAACAGCGAACAAAGGAAGAUGCAAAGGAUGUUGCAAUAUGUAGGGUGGAACAGCUUUGUCCUUUCCCUUAUGAUCUUGUGCAACGAGAGCUUAAACGAUAUCCAAAUGCGGAGGUUGUCUGGUGUCAAGAAGAGCCAAUGAACAUGGGUGGAUACACAUAUGUUUUACCCCGGCUCGUAACUUCCAUGAAGGCUGUAGGUAGAGGAGGCUAUGAAGAUGUUAAAUAUGUUGGUCGUGCUCCUUCUGCAGCAACAGCUACUGGUUUCCUCAAGGUUCACCAUAAGGAGCAGGCUGAGCUAGUUCAGAAAGCCAUUCAACGAGAACCAAUCAAUUUCCCUUACUGAGGCACAGCAUCUUCAUGCUUUCUGCAGAGUGAAGAAGGCAAUAAUUGGAGGGCAGCUUGGAAAAUUAUUAAUAUUUGUUUUCUUUUUGUCUUUAUGUAGAGGUAGUUUUUCUUUGGUACCAAGUGGUAAACUUGGUCAAUUGUUCUCCAACAGGUAAAAUUUUUCUUAUUGUGAUUAUUAUUAUUAUUACUGACUAGUUUCGAUGUAUAACUACUGUAGUCUAGGUUUCAGAAAUUGGAUUCGCUUUGAGACAGUUUAGACUUAGUUGUAUCUCGUAUGUAUGUACUGUUUGUUCAGUGUAUUUUGCUAAAAAAUAAAGGGAAAAGAAAUCAGGAAUUUAAGUCUGUAUUUUUCCAUCGUUUUUACACGAGACAAGAGUUGUGGACACUGAAGAACAAUCAAUUAGUGGACUCAACCAUGGCUAUGAAUAAGACUUCCUAGAAAGCAAUUUGCACCUGUGAGAAUCAUGCAAACAUGUUUGAUGCUGCGAAGAAACUCUUAUCCCUGUUUCUGCCCAUAUCAUCCAAGGUUUGCAGCAAUGGCUAGCUGUAUCAUUUUGGAAUCAUGUUGCUGCAGCCAAGCUUUUUUAUCCAAGUUGUAAGAAUUUUCAGCUCAAACAGCAAUUUUCUGCCCCUAAGCUUAGGAAAUAGGUAAAAAUAAUUUGUACCACAGCUGAUGAACCUGGUCAAUUUUCUUAUUCAGCUUUUAGACCAUUUAAUUUCAAGUGCUUUUUGUUGUUUUGUGGACAGUCAAACAGGUGAUCGGGAAUAUACUCAGCGACAACCUUUAUUAUGAGUCACUCCUAAGUCCCACACAGAUUAUAGUAGUUAACAGAAACCUGAUAAUAUACAAUAAAACGAACCUCCUAAUACAUCGCAACUCAUACCUUUCUCGGCCUUUUGGCUAAGAUCAAGUGUAGUAUCUGUUCUUAUCAGUUUAAUAUCUGAUAUGUGGACCAAUGGUCCACACGAUAUUAAAUUAAUUUUUUAAAGGGGAAGGGCCAUAACGGUAGCUUGCUACUGGGUCCUUCAAGUGUCGCCCUUGUGUUGCACUAUAGCAUGGGCUGGCACACCCUCUAAUA